AUGGACAGCUCAGACCAGCCAAACUCCAUAUGUCACGUCCAGUCCAUUCACAUGUACCCACUGCAGCCGACAAGUCUUCAAGAGAUUCCCUUCAAUUUAUUGCAUGGAGAGAACAUCCUACAUUCUGGUAUAUCCGUCGAUGGCGUCAUUAUCGUGACCAACUAUCGGCUGUACCUGCAGGCGAGAAACAAGCCCUACCACAUCCCGUCUGGAUUGAUAGAGCUAGUCGAGAUCAAGGAACUGUUCAAUCUCUACAUCGGCUGCAAAGAUGCUAGAACUUACAGGUGUACAUUUGAAAACAAUGAGAAAUGUCAGGUGUGGUACGAGCGUAUCCUGAAAGCAGCAGAACCUCCGAGGCAGGUGGAGCAGCUCUUCGCUUUCUAUCAUUACAUCUGGUCGAAAGAGAAGGGCAGCGAUGACGUCAUUGGUCAAAUCGAGAACCAACGUCGCUAUACUUUCGAUCGAAGAUCAUUCGAAAACGAGAUGAGUAGACAUCAGUUUCAAGGCCAUUCCUGGAGGAUCUCUAAAGUCAACGAGAAUUACAAGUUCUGCCCGACUUAUCCGCCGUACCUGCUCGUCCCGUCUUGCAUCAACGAUGACAUGCUGGAGAGCGUCGCAAAGUUCCGGAGUUCCAGGCGGAUACCUGCCGUCGUCUGGAGACAUGCAAGAAACGGUGCGGUCAUAGUUCGUUCCAGUCAGCCUGAAGUCGGUUGGCUGGGUUGGAGGUCGGCCGAGGACGAGGAUCUGAUCAAGGCCAUAUCGGACGCGUGCAGUUUCGACCACUCGUUCCGCACGUUCGAGAAGGAAUCGAAUUUGUCCACUUCGCCCGGCUCCUAUCAGUCGGACGAGUCCUUGCAAAUCACCAAUAACAUCGGCGUACAAGAAAAGAAAUUUCUGAUAAUGGACGCCAGAUCGUAUACGACCGCGGUGGCGAACAGAGCCAGAGGAGGAGGCUGCGAAUGUCCCGAGUAUUAUCCGAACUGCGAGAUCCAGUUCAUGAAUCUGGCGAACAUACAUUCCAUACGGAAAAGUUUCCACGCCUUGAGACAGCUGUGUAACUAUUCGGCGGACCAAAUCAACUGGUACAGCCAGUUGGAAGGCACGCGAUGGCUGUCGAACAUGUCGGGGCUGAUGAAGGCGGCUGUGACGUUGGUGGCCGCUGUGGAUAGGGACGCUCGGCCGGUGCUGGUGCACUGCUCCGACGGCUGGGACCGGACGCCGCAGAUAGUGGCGCUGGCCGAAUUGCUGCUCGAUCCGUACUAUAGAACUGUAGAGGGUUUUAGAAUUCUGAUUGAACGGGAAUGGUUGGCUUUUGGUCACAAAUUCGCAGAUCGUUGCGGUCACUCAUCAGGUAGCGAUGAUCAAAAUGAAAGAUGUCCAGUCUUUCUGCAGUGGCUGGAUUGUGUACACCAACUACUCAUCCAGUUUCCGUGUGGAUUUGAAUUUUCGCAAAUUUAUUUGGUUAAAUUAGUGCAGCAUACAUAUUCCAAUUUGUUUGGAACUUUCCUAUGCAACACUCAGAAGGAGAGAUCGAAAAUUGUUGAUGGGAAGACUUUUUCUGUAUGGGACUUUUUGGGUUCUCCUUGUUUCAGAAAUCAUCUGUAUUCCGCUAGUACAAACAAAAAAGUAUUAUGGCCUCAAUGUAAUGUGAGAGACUUACACUUGUGGUCCGAAGUGUACCUAGGUUCGAUCGAAGAGAGCUCGUACCCGGAGAGUUCCCGGUUUUGCCCUGACACCCGAGAAUCUUCUCCGAACUACAUGACGAAGACGAGGUCCUACGGAGACCUCAUCAACGACGGAGACUCGUGCACCUACUCCUACAGACGUCUCAGCGAUCCCAGCAUCCAAUGCGAUUCGAAACGGGCGGCGCCUCAGGAAAUCCCAUCUGCGCCGAGCAUUCGACGCGACGUGUUCAACGGUCACGACACUCUUAGAGACGAAGAACCUCCGAACGGUUAUCCCAAUUACCUCGAAGACGGCGAAUGCAACCAGGAUUGCAUGUUCAAGGAGAACAACGACCAAAUGGGCGAUUCGGAUCAGACGGAUUUCGGCGAACCGCCACCUACAAAGAUAGAAGACGACGUCGAAGACUGUAGCGAAGGAAACCUUUCAGUAGAAAAUGUGAUAAAAAGUGAGAUAGACCGAAUUUCUAGUGAUGUGACAAAUGUAUUUAUAUCGACCGAUGGCGAGACUGAAAAGACUGUUCGUAAUGGCAAUGUCGACCAUAUCGACAACGAUGCCAGUGUUACAGACAAUAAUGGGGAACUGAAUGGUGAUAGAAAAUUGACUGCCGUCGAUGUGGGGACUUUUUUAGACAUGGAGAGAUCCGGAGAGACUAGUACUGGAACGCUUGUAGGUGAUGAAAUUAUUUGUGGCAAUCAAUCUGGAAGCGAUCGAAGGUCGAAAUGUUCUAGUGCCACACAACUUUCCAGCACCAACAACGGCUGGGACAGCUCGUUGCACAAUUUUUCACAACCAAAGAAUAUGUUUUCUUAUCACUAUCCAUUAGGUGAAGAUGGUUUGGUUACGUUGAAGUCUGCUGUGCAGGAAAGGCUGAACCAAAUCUUAGAAGAUUAUAAUAGAAAGGUGGAACUCCUUGAAAAGGAACUACACAUCACUAGGCAAAACCUCAUCAAACAAUCACGUCUCAGAUGCAAUCACAAUGACUGUGAACAAGACGAUAAUAAUUCGGUAGUGGAGUCUGUGUGCAGCACCAGCGAGGGGGAAGGGCACGCGUCGGCUGGCGAAUCGCUGCGCUCCGAGCUGUCGUGGGUGGCGGUAGACGAGGGCUCGGCAGAGUGCCAGCGGACGCUGUGGGUGCCCGAUCACGCGGUCAACAGGUGCACCGGCUGCAGCACGGAGUUCUGGCUGGGCAGGCGGCGCCACCAUUGCAGGAGAUGUGGCAGAAUCUUCUGCGCCGACUGCUCCGAGAACAGCACGCCCCUUCCCUCGGAGGACCACUACAAUCCGGUGAGGGUGUGCACCAACUGUUAUUCGGAGAUGCAGCACGACUGCGUCGAAAUUCCUAACCAAUGCAAGCACACUAACAACCAACCGUCGACGGCCAAUACCCAGAUCGCAGCUUCAAGGUUUGGUUCAAAUCAAAUCAACUGCUGCAAUAUUCUUUAUUAG
This is a messenger RNA of Phaedon cochleariae (mustard beetle), 3132 nucleotides long. Lineage: Eukaryota; Metazoa; Arthropoda; Insecta; Coleoptera; Chrysomelidae. The record is from the annotation of a GenBank genome assembly.